CCUUGUUGGCAACAACUGUGAAGGUGCCUCUCCAACUCAACUUUCUAACAGAAGCACACCAGCUCUUUUUCUAUUCCUAUGCAGUGGGAACCUUCCUGAGUAUGAUAUCUCUGUCCUAGUAUACAACAAUUGGCUAUUUCUAACAGAGGCUGCAUUGACUUAGUCCUGACAAUUGGGCACGGUGGUUAUCCAAUGUCACAGAUCCAGCACUGGCAACUUACUUUCAUGCUCAAGGUAAGUGCGGACCCCGUAGUCAUAGUUAUUCAUACUGACUAGUAGAUGAAGUGGGCUUAUUACCUUCGAUUGUCUUAUGCCAUAGGCCUAGGCUUGGUCAAAUGCAGCGUCUUGAUGGCCCUAUUAAGGUCCCUCUCUGCUUCAUCAAAAGCUCCUCGGAUUUUGAUCUGGGUUGUAAUGGCAUUCUGUGCGUCUUGGAGUCUUGUGUCCAUCCUCCUAGGACUUCUGGAGUGUCGCCCGUUGAGUUACAACUGGAACUUACAGCGUUCAGAUAGUCACUGCAUCGAUAAGAAUGCCGCGUUCUUGGCUAUCGGCAUUAUUGACGUGGUGACAAAUGCUGCUAUCCUGCUCGUUCCAUUGCCAAAGCCUGUAAAAGCAAAAAUGACACAACCAGAGAAGCUGACGAUGGUCAGUGUACUAGUCAUGGGCAUGCUUAUUGUUGCUGUCGCGGCAGUCCGGACAGUCACCAUCGCUAGAGCCGGCUUCCUCGAUAUCAAUGGCAAUGGCAAGAUGGUGCUCAUUUGGACGACAGUGGAGUGGACGCUUGCGAUCAUGGUGGCCAAUGCUUCUCUCUUCCCCUUGCUUGGCUGGCUUCCUCCCUUUCACUCUAUUGAAAGCGGUCCGUAUGAACGAUCGACAUACCAAGUUUCAUCUCACUUGCUUGGUCGAUUGCAACCACCAAAUAUGCUUGAAUACACUCGGACCUUGACAACAAAAACGACCAUCGCUGAGACGGGCUCAAUCCACUCUUCUUGGUCUAUUAUCCGAGGGUUUGGAACCAGUUGGUCGGAGGCAAUUGGGCAAGCACAGCAGCCCGACCUCUUUCUGUCACUGGAGCCAGGCGAGGUGCGAGUGCAGACGGAAUGGUCGGUAGAACGGUCUGUAGCAAAGACGGGGAGGGAAAGGGGGAAAAGCAAAAGAUAGCUGGAAUGCAAAGGAAGUUGUAGUACCACCGACUAAGCUGAGAUAUGAUUUUGUGCACUCACCUACAGGCAGGGCGGCGUAGUCGGCCGACGACCGGGGGUUUGCUUGGGCAGAAAUGACAGGCACUGUAUUCGAUACACCUGUGGGUUGUCACAGCCUUGCAUCACAUGCUCGCGAUUUAUGCUUUUCCUGAGUGUUUUUACCUUCUUUCCGCUACCUAUAGCAAGCCGGAUGGCCUUAACAAGGAUGCACGGGGCUGACCUGUCGACGGGGUCAUUAUCAAC
Molecule: messenger RNA, 1442 nt
Organism: Aspergillus sclerotioniger CBS 115572
Lineage: Eukaryota; Fungi; Ascomycota; Eurotiomycetes; Eurotiales; Aspergillaceae
Exons: 3
Coding region: 280-1158 (292 amino acids)
Source: RefSeq, a predicted model, not a curated record